Molecule: messenger RNA, 1331 nt
Organism: Suillus discolor
Lineage: Eukaryota; Fungi; Basidiomycota; Agaricomycetes; Boletales; Suillaceae
Exons: 2
Coding region: 202-921 (239 amino acids)
Source: RefSeq, a predicted model, not a curated record
CAUAUACGAUCAUGUUCGCUGUCGACUCCCGCCCAUAACUUCCGUAUCCUACUCACGAUGACAACCGUAAGCGCUCAAGUAACUUCCCGACGACGCUCCCCAGUACGCUAUAUAAGACAGCGUAAGAUGGUCGUCGACUCACUGCGCUUUCAUCUCCAAUCCCGCCCCUCUCCCCUUCUGCCCAAUCUCCCUGACUAAACGAUGCAUUAUCGUAUGGGCUCCUCUUCCUCUUCACACAGCCACAAGUCUUGGGGGUCACCAUCUGACCGUUCAAGUUCGUCGGCAUCCCCGGCACCCCCAGCGCCCAUCCCAAACACGCCGUACUUGCAUCCAGUAUCGCUCCCGAUACCAGCUAUAAACGCACCCCACCUCCAUACGGUGUCCCUCCCCCACCCUAAUGCACAUCUGCACCAACCCCCUGUGCCGCAUCACCAUUCUUCUACAACCCACUCUUCCAUGAUAGUCUUACACCCCCUCUUGAGUCGUGGUCCAAAUAUAAUGUUCAACGUCAUGCUAGACCUAGCAUAUGUGCAACUGCGACCAGACUGUCCGCCUACCAGGAUUUGGGAGUUUGCGCUACAACCAACAGUCUCUCGUAUGACCAUUACUAUUCCUGAGCUCCCUGCUUGGAUAAUAGAAGUUGUAAACCCCCACGGCAUCACCGUGAAUGACGUCUUGCUCAAGAUACGGGAAACCCUCAACCAAGGUGUUACAUCACACGAGAUGCAAAUGCACAGACCUUCUAAUGCGGUUAGUGCCGCUAUCGAGUCUUUUAGGGCUAGGUCCCGUGCAGACCAGCGCGAACACGCGCUGGGCGUAAAACGUUUUGACUUUUUGGGCCCCAAAGUCUUCUUCGUUGGCCUCACUAGAGCUCGAGACGGCUCGGAUAGCUGGAAUAUUCACUUCUCUCAGAAUGUUUGAUUAUUGCCUUGCGCGGGUCGCAUUGGCUCGUCACUUGUCAUUUCUCAACACAUCAGAUCUCAGUAUAUGAUCGCACUCGCCUCCAACGGACUACAAUCGGACUUCAUCACCGCCAGCUCUUCCUUCACUUUCAAGUUGUAUUAUCGUUGCCGCCACGACUCACUCACGUUUGUAUAAACCACACCCUACUCACAUAUUCAUCGCUAUCAUGGACUACGAUCAGACUUCGUCACCGCCAGUUCUUAUUUCACUUUGUAUCAUCAUCACAACUCACUUCUGCACAUCUACCCCCUACUCACAUUUUUAUCACUAUCUUGCUAUAUCUCCCACUGCAAUGCUUUCGAUGUACCGGAACGGACUAGUCACGUAUACUUUACAACCCCCACAAUGCAAUGUAUUUGUAUCAUGUG